AUUUUGUUUGGCUCUCCCUUGGUGGCUGCUGAAAUCACAAAAGCCCUAGUUCCUUCAUUCUCAAUUUCACUUUACACAUACUUUCUGGGGUUUUAACACAAACCCCACCUGCAAAAAUUAUCAAAAAAGUAAUAAUUACAUAUCAAAAAAAGAAGAAGUUUCCUCCUAGAAAGUCUUGAGGUGGGAAAGCAAAGAAGGAAUUGAAUCUCGAGUGUUCUGCUCUGAUUUCAAUUAGUUUGGCUGUUUUUUUUUGGAUUUAAACAAGCAAGAAGGAAAGAGUACACGAAGCAACAUGAUUCUUUAGUAUGGUAGACCAUGAAUUGAGGUUUAUUGAAGAAUCCUAUUUGUGAUGAUUAUUUAUCAUGAUCUGUUGCUGAAGGUUUGACUCGGUGCAAAGUUUUACUCCAUUGUUGCUGUUUACAGGAACUUGGUGUAAAGUUUGAUAUCUAAUGGAUAGAAAGGAUACUUCUGGAUUCGUAAGCGGGGGUAGGAUGUGCUCUUUUUGACACAUCUAAUCUUAGUUUAGCCACUAACUAAUUUUUAGGCCGGAAGGCAGGUGACUGUUCUUUUGCAAAUUGCAAUUGAGAUUUGGUUCAAUAGGAGUGUUGCAUCCUAGCUAUUAGGUCAUGGACUCCAGAUUCCACUAUUUGGGGUUUUCUGCAAACCCUUCAUUGAAUACAUCCAAGAGUCUGGGAGAUUCCAUCCGAGUUAAUGGAGCUGGAGCUGAAGGUGCUGAUUGUGCUGAUACCACCCUGCAACUUGAUUCCGUUGGGUCCUUAAUGCCUUUAUUCCCUGCCACAAAGGAAAUAAAACACAAUUGGAGCUUGAUUCGUGGAUCUGUUGAUCAGCAAAUUGGUUCAUCUUUGUGUCUAAGCUUAGGCCGUUCAUCAAGUGCCUCGGAAAGUAAAUGGAGUUCAGGCAUUGUAUGUACCUCAAUAUCUCCAGCGAAAGAAAUUGGUGAGUCCUCGAUGGACCUGGAGGUGGACUUUGGUCUUUAUCUUGCCAAUGAUAAGAAACUAAGGCCAAAAAGUUUGAUUAGCUCCGAUCCAAAAGUACUUGAUGAAGGGCCUGCAAUUGAUCUGGAAUUGAGUCUUUCCAGUAGUGCUGCUGAAUCUGAUGUUACCAGUUUGCAUCUAACCUCCACUUCACCACAAAGUGUCAUAAAGGUGCCACAUGGUUUUGGUGGAGCUCUUCAGACUGAUGAAGUAUCAGCGGUUUCUCAUUGGAAGACCAGUAGCAUUUUUCAUCCGUUACAUGUGCCACAGGACCAAGGGUCUAGUUACUUCUCGAAACAGGUGACAAAAGAAGUUGAGCCAUCUUCAGUCUCUCUUGAUCCUUCCUCAAGUAUAAUAACAAAUCAAAAUAGCUCAGUCACUUGUACUUCUGAAACAAAGAAGCAGCAACGCGGCAGUGGCAUCAAACAAUGUCAGUUCAAGGAUUGUAUUAAAGGAGCAAGAGGUGCUUCCGGCUUUUGCAUUGCCCAUGGUGGAGGACGUAGGUGUCAAAAACCAGACUGCCAUAAGGGAGCUGAAGGUCGAACUGCCUUCUGUAAAGCCCAUGGUGGUGGUCGGCGGUGUGGAUUCCUUGAUUGUACCAAGAGUGCAGAAGGACGCACUGGCUUCUGCAUUGCACAUGGGGGUGGACGCCGUUGCAGUUAUGAAGACUGCACCCGUGCUGCCAGAGGGAAGUCCGGAUUAUGCAUUAGACAUGGUGGGGGCAAGAGAUGCCAGGAAGAAAACUGCAUAAGAAGUGCUGAAGGACUCUCUGGCUUUUGCAUUUCACAUGGAGGUGGCCGGCGGUGUCAGUACCCCCAGUGCUCUAAAGGGGCACAAGGAAGCACCAUGUUUUGCAAAGGCCACGGUGGUGGGAAACGUUGCACAUUUGAAGGGUGCAAUAGGGGCGCAGAGGGGAGCACACCUUUCUGUAAGGGUCAUGGUGGAGGGAAAAGAUGUUCAUUUGAAGGAGGUGGGAUUUGCCCAAAGAGUGUUCACGGAGGGACUCUCUUCUGUGUUAGACAUGGUGGUGGUAAGAGAUGUGCCAUACCAGAGUGCUCCAAGAGUGCUAGGGGCCGGACAGAUUAUUGUGUGCGUCAUGGUGGUGGUAAAAGAUGCAAGUUUGUAGACUGUGGAAAAAGUGCUCAGGGUAGCACUGAUUUCUGCAAGGCGCAUGGCAGUGGAAAAAGAUGUUCUUGGGGUCAACCUGAUUCCGGAUUUGGCCAAAUGGAUAGUCCUUGUAACUCAUUUGCAAAAGGGAAGAGUGGACUUGUUGAAUCUCAUGUGGAGCAAGACAAACGCGUUCAUGGUGGUGGUGAUACUCUAGGGGCUGCGAUCUUGGAUUCAACACCCCUAAAUCCCGGGAAGAUGAAGGAGAUCGAUAUCAUGAACACAGGUUGGAAAUAUUUUGGAUUCAAUCAAGCAAGUAUGCCAGUAGGUGGAAGCUCAUCAUCAGUUUCCGAAGGAAGAGUGCACGGAGGAAGUUUGAUGGCAAUGCUGGCAGGUGGUUCAUGACAUACCUUAAACAGCAGCACAGGUACAGUGAAUACAUCCGUGCCAGGCAAACCUUUUGUAACGCCAAAAAACUGGACGUGAGGUAUUUCAUUUCGAUUGUAAUGCUUCGAACUUGUGCAACAUUAUUUGUGUCAUUUCUGUUAUAUAGCUUGUUCACUAUUAUGGUUAUUGAGAAGCUGUUCUCUGUCAUUUGUUUAGUCGGUUUCGACUCGAACUUGAUACUGUUAAUAUAUAUAGUGGUAAUAAUGUGCAUAGCUGUUUUCUUGUUGCUUUGGUCUUGUAAAUAUUUUGUAGUAUGAGUAAACUCAUCAUAAAGAUGUUUCUAUAAAACAUCAUUUGUAUACCUAA
Messenger RNA from Solanum tuberosum (potato), 2855 nucleotides. RefSeq lists its product as uncharacterized. Lineage: Eukaryota; Viridiplantae; Streptophyta; Magnoliopsida; Solanales; Solanaceae. The transcript is spliced from 3 exons. The record is from RefSeq and is a predicted model, not a curated record. Bases 627 to 2507 code for a protein of 626 amino acids.